This is a messenger RNA of Rotaria sordida, 1008 nucleotides long. NCBI's taxonomy places the organism in Eukaryota, Metazoa, Rotifera, Eurotatoria, Philodinida, Philodinidae. The record is from the annotation of a GenBank genome assembly.
CUGUGAGAAGUCUUGUUCAUUAUAUGGCUGCUCAAAAAAGGAUACAGGUCAAUUUUUGUACUUUUAUCGAUGAAUGUUAUGAAAUAGUAUUUAUUAUAGACAUUUCUUUUACUUGACGAAUCCGAACGAGACAAUCGAUUAUUGUCUCGAUCACAUUCAGAACUUGCGUGUAUCGAAAAAAUUGAACCGACAAUAGCGAAAAAUAUUCAAACACAAUCACCAAAAGUUAUAUGCAAUUUGAAACGAGCACAGUGGGAAAAGAGUUCACUUUUGCAAACACUCACUGGUGAAAUUGCAAUUUUCGAUGGAAAAGUUCGAAUGCAUGGUUCAUUCUGUUAUGUACCACAAGAGUCAUGGAUAUUUUCUUCAACUAUUAAAACAAAUAUUCUCUUCGGCAAAGCAUAUGAUCAUAAUUUAUUUCGAAAUGUUGUUAAAGCAACUGCACUCGAUAUAGAUUUUGCUCAAUUACCUAAUGGGGAAAAUACUCUUGUUGGUGAUCAAGGUGUUAUGUUGUCUGGAGGUCAAAAGGCACGUGUUAAUAUGGCUCGAGCACUCUAUCGUAACGCAGAUAUCUAUCUUCUGGAUGAUCCUUUAUCUGCUGUUGAUGUCAAAGUAGCUAAACAUCUCUUUCAAAGAUCUAUCAAAAAUUAUCUUGCUAAUAAGAUUUGUAUAUUGGUUACACAUCAAAUUCAAUUCUUGCAAGAUGCAACAAAAAUUAUUGUACUUAAUAAUGGUGAAAUGGUACAAAUUGGUACUUAUAUUGAUUUGCUUGAUUCGUCAACAUCAUUUGCUCGUUUACUUGAUGAUAUUCAUCAAUUUGACCAACAACAUUCUAUCGAACUUCAUCAACAACAAUCAAUUCUUAGUUCGACCUGUUCGAAUGUUGAUGAAGAAAUGUUGACAUUUUCGAAAAAUGUUGAAACAAAACAAAAGGGUGCAGUCAAAUGGUAUGUGUAUAUUGUAUAUUUAAAAGCUGGUGUUGGUAUUAUUAUGGUAAUUGGUGGUUAG